CGAUAACUUUUGUUAUUGUUUUUUUAGAAAGUGAAAACUAAUAAUUUUAUAUAAUAUAAAAUGACAGGUAACGAUAAUAGUUCUAAAAAGGUUUCUGUGUAUAAGCAAUGGAUUGUCGGUUUUAUUGCAUCGACAACCAUGCUAACAUACGGGAUGCAAAGCGGCUGGGUGUCGCCUGCCAUCACCGUGUUGCAGUCAGCGAGCAGCCCCGCUGGCUACCCCCUGUCCGACUACGACAUCUCGUUAAUCGCUAGUGGCAUUAGUGUCCUAGCCACAUUCACAGCGGUUAUAUACGGAUACAUAUCGGACUCUAUUGGUCGACGCUGGACAUUGGUCGUUAUAGUCAUUCCACAGAUUAUAUGUUUUGCAUUGAAGCUUGUGUCAGCUCACCCUGUCUGCCUCAUGGUGUCCCAGGCCCUGGCGGGCGUCGCCGGCGGAGGCGUGUUCACUGUCGCCCCUAUAUACAUCAAGGAAAUCGCACAGGACUCCUUGAGAGGCGUUCUGGGAUCCUCCGGAAUGUUUUUAGGGUUUCUCGGUCAGCUGAUAAUGUAUGCAAUGGGAGGAUACAUGAGCUAUUACACUAUACUCUGGAUAGUAGUGUGGCUGCCUAUUCUUAAUUUAAUCGUGCUAUUUAAAAUACCGGAAACACCAGCUUUCUUAAUUAAAAAAGGAAAAGUUGAGGAAGCCACAAAAGUGAUGGCGUGGCUGAGAGGAGUGGAAGAAAAUGACAAAGAACUGGAGAGAGACAUUUCAAUUGCCAAAAAUGAAAUAGCCACAUACGAAAAUUUACCAGCAGUAUCAUGGAAGACUAUUUUAUCAAACAAGAUAUCAAGAAAAGCUCUUUGUUUAUCUUUUCUUGCACUCACAUUGCUGGACUUGGGAGGAAAUUACGCGAUCAUAGCUUAUGCUUCAGUAAUUCUUAAAGACUCCGGAGUGACAAUUUCUCCAGAAUUGCAAGCAUUGUCUUUCCCUGCCCUUUUGGCACUAGGAUGUUUGUUAUCAGUUUUCACCGUGGAAAAAUUUGGAAGAAAGCCUUUAAUGAUAACAAGUGCAAUUUUAAUCGGAGUACCUUUAGCGAUAUUAGGAACACUGCUUCUCAUACAACAGAAUGGAGGUUCCUUUCCGUCUUGGUUAUCAGUUGUUUGUAUAAGCGCAUGCUUGUAUGCGAGCGGACUGCUAUAUCCGAUACCAUAUGUGGUCAUGUCGGAAAUUUUCAGCAUAGAGCUGAGAACAAAAGUACUUGGUGUUAUCGUGACAUCCGGUUGGCUGUUCUGCGCGUUACAGGCUGUCCUGUUCACACCAAUAUCCGAAUAUUUCGGGAGACAUACUUUGUUCUUCGGUUUUGCCUGCGUAAACUUUAUAGGAGCUGGUUUGGUGUAUAUAACAAUGCCAGAAACGAAAGGGAAGACUGUGGAGCAGAUUGAGAAAGAAUUCGGAAGUAGAAAAUAAUGAGCGCCUU
Cydia amplana is the source of this 1459-nucleotide messenger RNA. Its product is annotated as facilitated trehalose transporter Tret1-like. Bases 61 to 1449 code for a protein of 462 amino acids. Gene Ontology annotation, biological process: transmembrane transport. The record is from RefSeq and is a predicted model, not a curated record. Gene Ontology annotation, cellular component: membrane. NCBI's taxonomy places the organism in Eukaryota, Metazoa, Arthropoda, Insecta, Lepidoptera, Tortricidae. The transcript has 8 exons. Gene Ontology annotation, molecular function: transmembrane transporter activity.